AUGAACUCUAAUGCAAACAAAAUAAAUCCUACGAAAAUAACGGCAAAAUUCAGAUGGAAUCUACUUCGUUCGAUAAUCCUAUCAUCAUCUAAUACUCAACAUACAAUGAAUCCAACAAAAAAGCAUCAAGAAUUUAUUUUAUUUCCUCGGCGAAAAAGAGCCUUGACCAAUAACGAUGACAUACCACAAUUGGAAGAAUGGUUCACUUAUGAUCUUUAUGAUCAUGUGACCUUGGAUGUUAGGAUCAAAAUUCCUAGAAAAAUUGAUAUAAAAGCAACUUUUGCUACUGAAUACUCUGGAAUUUUGAAUACGGGUAAUUUAUGUAUUUGGCCAUCAGAAGAAACCAUUUUGAAUUCAAAUAAGGAACUCUUCUCUGAUGUGGAUAUGUGUUCCGUGCAGAUGCUUUGGAAUAAGAAUACCGUAUACGACAUUCAGUAUAAUAUUGUCAUAUGUGCUGACUGUACUUUUGAUAAAGAAACACAUCCGCACCUUCUCCAUGUUAUACGUUCUAUUCUAAAAAAAUCAGACAAAAGCUUGUUUAUUCUAUGUGCACCUCGUCGAGGUGAUAGUCUACAAGCAUUUGUCACGUUAUUAGAAACUACUGGUGAAUUCCGCGUAGAAUUGUUAGAAAAAUAUGAUGAGAUAGUAUGGAAAUCUCAUGGGAAAAGUCUAAAAGAAGAACAAGGUUACUAUAAUACAGACUCUCAUUAUCCUCUAAUUGUACGCGCUUCUUGGAACUUAUAA
This is a messenger RNA of Funneliformis caledonium, 744 nucleotides long. The record is from the annotation of a GenBank genome assembly. Lineage: Eukaryota; Fungi; Glomeromycota; Glomeromycetes; Glomerales; Glomeraceae.